AUGAUAGCAGGUUUCUUCUUUCUGAUCUUCUUCACAGGUGGAAAUGCUUUCACUGUAGACCUACACGAUGAUCAACAGAUGCCCAAUGACACCAUUACUAUGGAAAAAGAAGAGAACAAUAAUGGAAACUGUGGUUAUAACGCUGUUGUAAAGUUUCUAAACCUGAACAAAGACAAUAAUAACUACACUCUGACAAGGCCUGUGAAAAACUACAAAACUGUUACAGAGGUAUUACAUCUAAUGAAAGUUUUUGGCAUCCUAGAUAUGGUAAAAACCGAACAGAUCUUCAUUUCUUAUAUUUGGGUAUUUUUGAGAUGGAAAAAUGAGCACAUUUCUUGGAACCCAAAGGAAUUCUGUGGACUUGAAUCCAUAACAAUUCCUACUGAACUGUUAUGGAUGCCAGAUUUAAUUAUCGAAGAAAUGACAGAGAAGGAUAAAGCUACUACAAAUCCUUUUCUGACGAUUUAUUCAAAUGGCAAUGUCUCAUUUAGGAAUGAUCAUGUGGUAGUAAGCACCUGUAAGAUGAAUGUGUACAAAUUCCCCUUUGACAUUCAGAGCUGCAACCUCUCCUUCAAGUCAAUGACACACACUCCUCGAGAAAUAAAUUUGAAAACACUGGAAAAUGAUAAAGUGAUAACAAGGUGGACCAAAGACUUGAUAGAAACACAGGAUGAAUGGGAGUUCAUUGACAUUACAGUCAACAACCAAACCAGUGAUUUGGACCGUUUUCAAUCUAUGCUUGUUUACACUAUUACCAUGAAGAGGAGAUCUGUCCUCUACAUUGCCAAUUUCAUUCUGCCGAUCCUCUUCUUCUUGAUUCUGGACUUGGUCUCCUUCCUGAUCUCAGAUAGUGGGGGUGAGAAGCUCAGUUUCAAGGUGACUGUCCUGCUUGCUGUCACCGUGAUGCAACUUAUUCUCAAUGACAUUCUGCCCAGCUCUUCAGACAAGGUUCCACUUAUAGCUCUCUACUGCAUUGGGGUUUUUACUCUGAUGAUGCUCAGCCUCUUGGAAAGCAUUUUAGUGAUGCAUCUGCUUGAUAAAGACUCUGCUACAGAAAACAACAAGACAGAUGGUGACCAAAGCCUAAGGAUGAAGAAAUGUUGUCACUGUGCACCUGUAUAUGAUGCAUCGCCUGAUGAAACAGAAUCUGUGACCAAAGAGGAUAGCAGCAGCAAAUUGAUGGAGGCAUCCCUUAAUCUCAAACAAGUCUCAAAUGAACCGGAAGAGAACGGGAAAACAAUGAAUCUGCUUGGCAGUAAAAGGAAAGACGUGAAGUCUGGCUACUGGACUAGAAUAGUUAAAAAAAUCAAUAAGAUUUUCUUAAUUUUUUAUAUCACAACACUCACUGUGUUUUUGGGAACUAUGUUUUCAUUGUGGAACAGUGAAAACUACUAGGGCUGAAGUAAAAAGCAAACAAAAAAAAAACAAAAACAUGAAGUGAUUAAGAUCAGCAUGAACUUAUUUUUAGUGUGUGUUCACCCCUGCUGUUCUUUUCCAUUGGUCCAAAUAAAACCCGUUCUAUUAAAGUGCAGGUUGAUGAUGGUUCACAGUAAUUUGCUUUAAAACCAAUCAGAAGUGUUUAAAGAGGAUAUGAAACACGACACCUAUAAAGACUAAUUUACAUCAUGGAGCCCUACUCUCAAAACUGAAAGGGAUGUAACAGUGUCUGUGAAGCUGGAUUUAAGAAAUAAGUGCUUAAAGUUUUAAAAGGAUGUUUAGCACCAUCUUCUGUCAGCACAGGAUGUUAUGUCACCAGGUCGGUCGGUUGGUUGGUUGCAGCAAAUACACUUACAUUAGUUUAUCUUAGCUAACUAGUGACAGAAUUGAUAACUUGGAGGAAAAUAAGGACACUAAACCUAAAAAUCAGUUUAAGGGGAUCAGUUUCAGGCUGCCUCUGGCUGCGAGAAACCAAGGAUAUACUGUCCACUUUGACUGUCUUUGUCUCUGGCAGUAUUUGGGUCCUUGUUAUUUGACUAGUUGCACUGAAAAGGGACAAUCCAGUGGUUAGCUGUAAUGUAACUAACAGCUUGCAGAUACUGCAUGUUCGCUGCAAUGUAAUAUCUGGUCCUUAAGCUUCUUAAUCAUUAGUUUUAGUUUGUAUUCUGUUUUUGGUUGGUGUUCAGAGUUGUUCUUUAUAUUUGAUUCUCUUCUUUAGUUUAGUAUAGCCUCUCUAGUAUCCCCUUGCAUCUUAUUAUCUACUCUAUCUCUGUCUUAGGUAUUUAUGUUGUGUUAAUUACAUUUAAUCCUGUUGGUUUGCCUUUAAAGUCUGUUUUUUUAGCUCCCUUUGAAUACAGUUUAUAGCAUAUUUACACAAUGGGUGAAGUUAAGACAGUCUAACACAUUGUUUGUGUUGUCUGGUAUGCAGUGGAAUGGACAACUAACUUCUCUACUUCUUUUAAAGAUUUUCUUUAAGCUUACUUAAACUUUGUAUUCAUAUGGAGAGGAACUUGAGCAAUGUCAGCCUAUAAUGGAACAUUUCAUUUCAUUAAUUUUGACACAAAUUACUGAUAUAUGUACAUGUUUGAUAAAUAAUAAACAAAAUGCUAAUGUUCUGUCAAUUCUAACCAUUGAAUAUAUUUAAAGUACAGUGUACUGGAAGUGUAGCUCUUUUAUGACUUGUGUCAAAUAUGGUAAAUGGACUGGAUCUUAAAUGGUACUUUUCUACUCUACCUGAGCAAUUGAAAUGUUUUAUACAACUUGCCUUAUUUAGGCAAAAGAGAAGGCAACUUGGGGUUAGGAUAUUUAGCAUGGAGACUGGAGCAGUCUCUCGAACCACCAACCUUCCAAACAGUAGAUGCUCUACCUCCUGAGCUACAAUAGCCACACCUUGCUUAUUUCUUGCAACAUCAAGCAUUGUAGCUCAUGUUUCCUGUAAAUCUAUUUGCUUCCUAGAUACUUUGUGUAUUAGCAUGAAAUAAUCAGUCCUGUCAUCUGGUUCUAAAAAUGUAAAAAUAA
Oreochromis aureus is the source of this 2955-nucleotide messenger RNA. RefSeq names its product 5-hydroxytryptamine receptor 3A-like. Gene Ontology annotation, biological process: monoatomic ion transmembrane transport; regulation of membrane potential; signal transduction. The coding region runs from base 1 to 1395 and encodes 464 amino acids. The transcript has 11 exons. The record is from RefSeq and is a predicted model, not a curated record. Gene Ontology annotation, cellular component: neuron projection; membrane; synapse. Lineage: Eukaryota; Metazoa; Chordata; Actinopteri; Cichliformes; Cichlidae. Gene Ontology annotation, molecular function: extracellular ligand-gated monoatomic ion channel activity; neurotransmitter receptor activity; transmembrane signaling receptor activity.